UUACUAUUUUUUUCCUGGUAAUUUUCUCUUGGAAUGUGAUUGCUCAGUUUGACUGGCAAAUUCGGGAUGGAUUUGACGAAAUUACUUCUCGCAUGUCAAAGGUAGGAGCAGAUAAUUGCAAAGUCGUGGACCGAAAUGCCUUGUUUUUGCCCAAAGACUCCGUCACUCAUGUUCCAAAUAUUCGACAAAUCGGCAUCGAUCCUGUCUUGCCGAAUCGAACAAGUCUUCUUCAAAUUCACAACAUGGCCAUGUCAAGAGCGUUCUUUUACAGCUUUAUCCUGCAGAGGGCUGCCGAUGAGAAUGAGCCAGGAUUCAUGUACUAUUUUCUAUCCUCCAUCUCUGAUGUUGCAGCAAAUCGUUUCAUCAAUGGCAGCGCCAUCUAUUUUUCACCAAACAUGUCCUUCACACCCUCUUAUAAGGGAUUUUUCAACAAGACCAUGGCUUUGUUUGCACCACGUGCAUUCAGAUCUGAUGAUUUCAAUGAUCCCUUCCACUUGGAACGCAUAUCUACACUGAACACAAUUGAAGCAAUUGAUCUAGGAGCGGUUCCCAACAAUUCCAUGAGCAUGAACUACACCCACCCGCACUACAAGAUCAAUGAAUGGUAUUAUGCCUGGUUGCCUGAUAAGACCCGUAGGCAAGAUUCCAAAACCACAUACUCUGUCCAGAUCACGUAUGCCAACAAUACCAACGAAACGUUUGUAUGGCAUGGACCCCCAGCCGCCUCUGACCUCCCAGGUCCAGUGAAAUGGUUUCAACCGUACUUCGACUGUGAGCGCUCCAACAAGUGGGUGUUUGGGGCAGCUGUGCCCAUUCCUGACAUCUAUCCUAGGCACACCCAGUGGAGGCACAUUGAAAUACCAACGUAUGUGGCAGUUGCUGUGAUGGAGUUGGAUUUUGACCGUAUUGACAUCAACCAGUGUCCCACUGGGGAAGGAAAUCCACCUCCUAACCGGUAUGCAGGAACCGCUCGGUGCAAGAAUAAGACUACUGAGUGUGAGCCUAUCCACGGCUAUGGUUUUCGCAGGGGUGGAUACCAGUGCCGAUGUCUCCCUGGCUUCAGACUACCUGAGGUUAUUCGCAACCCUUUCCCUGGGGAAGUGAUUGAGAGGGCGCCUUUUGAUUUCUACAGGAAAGGAUUUCAUUGUAAAAAGAUUGACUACAUGAUGGUCCUGACCCAGAACGUGGAGCGUCUCUCAGAAGCAGAGCGUUGGAAGCACAUCAGCAGGCAGUCCAUGUUCUUCAAUGUGGGGAACAUGAAUGGCAGCCGAAUAGACCCUCUUGCAGUGGUUGACUAUGUGCGCUCUGGGGUGACCAAAUUCAACUGUGAGGAUAUCAUGAGAAAAAACCCCGACCAUCUGUUUUUGCGUGGGGAUGUCGCCUAUGGGAAAGAAGUCCAGCUUGAGAAUGAAGCCCGAAUGGCUCUGCGCCUGGCCAACUUUAUUUCUUCCUUCUUACAGAUUGUGGAUCCCAAUGACUUGUUUGCCGAAUUCCGCGUCCCAGACAAACCUCUUACCGAAGACCAGAUUAUAGGAGAAGUUCUGUCAACGGUGAUCGGCAAUGAGAAAAUCCAAGGAUGUGGAGCCUACUUUGAUCGCAACCAGUUCAUCAACCGUACACUUUUUGCACCAUAUGCCUACCGCAAGGAACGAAACACACAGAGUUUCUUUGUUGAGGACUUGGCUCGACACAAGAAUAAAAAUUAUCUUCGCAACGAGUGGUUCCAAGCAUUGAAGGUACAAUGGGCUGCAAAUACUGAUGAUCUCGAGACCUACACCACCAAAAUCCAAAUUCGUUAUAACCAGUCCGGACUCUACCCCAUUCGGUACGACAGGUACCCAUUGCAAUACAGGGCCGCUGAGAUGCGGCAUGGAUAUUGGUCUGCUCCCUUUUUUGAUUGUGGAGGUUUCCACAAUCAAUGGCUUAUCACUUAUGCCGCUCCAUUUUUCGGAUGGGACAAGAUCAAGAGCCGAUUGGAGUUUAAGGGAGCCAUUGCUGUGAACAUGAAGCUAGAGGAGUUGGACAUCAAUCAAUGUGAUGAUGAGUAUUAUGUCCAGAAUGCUUUCAAGGGGACCCAUAAAUGUGACAGGAGGUCAUCUAGAUGUGUGCCCAUCCUUGGUCGUGGUUUUGACACUGGAGGCUACAAAUGCCAAUGCAAUCAAGGCUAUGAGUACCCCUUUAAUGAUUACAUCACCUACUUCGAUGGCCAGAUCAACGAAGCAGAGUUUGAAAAGCUGCUCAAAAACUUCCCCAGUCGAUUUGAUACUCUCAAGUGUCGUAUUGCAGGGGCAGCAGCUCUGGUGGGCAGUCUCUCGACCAUGCUGGUGCUCAUUCUGGUGCAGCGGGCUGUCCUCGCAUGGAGUUGAAUGAAGGGCAUGAAGUCUCUUAGCUUUAAAUAGAUUUUUAUUUAAACAUCCAGUUAUUUUGAUUGAAAACCAGAGCUGAUUUAUGUUUUUUUUCUUUUGAGGACAGAGAACAUGCGUCCAUUACCCUGAAUGUAUGUAAUCUGGCAUUCGAUUGCAUGCCCAUGAGCAAUAGUUUCUGGAUGUUCUUUGUUUAUUCCUAUUUGUUUUUAACUUAUAGCAUGGAUUUGCUCUUUCCUGAGCUCCCGAAUAGACAAGCCUAUAUAUGCAAGGUUAUAAAAAAAAAUUAAAUCAAUUUUUAAAAAUACUUGGGAUGAAAACAAAUUGAGAAAGGUUGUUGGAAUGAAUAUGAAAAUGAAUUAUGUGAUCAGUCACUUACAUUUUGACUUCAAGUUCAAUCACCUCAUAUAAUUCAUGUUUUACGAAUUAAAAUGGACUCAUUUUUGAGAAGUAUUUGAAAUUGAUUUGGGGAUUUAAGAAAUCAAAAAACAGUAAUAUGAUUACCCCCAAAAAGUUUUAUUGGAAAUUAAUUAAGUGCAUUUUAGUUUCUACCUUUGAAGUUCAAAAUAAUAAUAAUAAUAAAAUAGAAAGUUGCCAAUUGUCUUACUUUUGGAGUACAGAAAGUAAGGUGAAAAGAGACAACUUAAAAUUGAAGGAAUUCUUCUUUCUAUUUUUAAGAAGAGCUUUCAAUUGUUCCACUUCUUGGAGAAACAAGUAAAAAUUCCCUUUGUGGAAAGUUGUAUUGUUAAAAAAUAUAUGUUUGAUUUUAAUACAGAAGUUGUCAAGCUGCAGUUUGUGCUGUUCUAGUAUUAUUUUAUGACUUCUUCAACCAAUAAUUAUAGCAAAGUUGGAAACUGAUGGUUUGCUUUGAUUCGGUUGCUUGUGUGUGCAUCUAUGUGUGUGUGGUGUGUGUGUUUCCUUAUAAAUUGAUAUUUAUAAAUUAAAAACUUUUUUUUAAAUGUCCUCUUAUAUUCUCCAUCCUUGAAUUCCGGUGUUGGGUAAAUUUAGAGAAGUAUAUUUAUUGGAAUCGUUAAAAUAAUGUUACAUGUUAAAUGUGUACAAAAUGGUUGUUCCAUUAAGAAUAAUAAUGCUUAAUUGUGUUUUUAUUGUUAAUCAUUAUGCAUUGUCUUCAUUGUUAAGUAUGAGUUUGCAUUUAACUGUUUUUCUGUUAUAAAAAGCAAUUUUACCAUUUUAGCACUAUAUCAUCAUUCCAUGAGUAAAAUGAAUAAUGAAACUAGUAAAACACAAAUCAUCAAAAAAAAAAAAAAUCUAUUUUUAUUUAUUUAAAAAUGAUUAGUGCUUUACUUACUUGAAUUAUUCAGUUCAUUCAUAUUUUAACACAAAAAUGUUUUGAUCACUUAUGAUAUAACAUUCCAUUUUUAUACCAAAUGGCAAAGCAACUCAGAUUUUAAAAACAAUAUUUUAUGUUUGUGCAAUUCAUGUCUUUAAAUCUGUUCUAUUCUAUUAAUUUGUACAAUUUAUGUUAGCAUAUUUUGAAUCAAGAGAGCGAGCAAUUUUUCUUACAAUGUAUUUUAUGAACAGUAGUGUAAUCCAAUGAAAAAUAUUAUAGUCAGCCCAUUUUUUUUAAUCACGUGAGUUGACAUACCAUGAACUUUUCUGAGUUGUUGGUUUUAUAAACACUCAGUUUUAACAAGCCUGUUGUUUUUGUUUUUUUUUUCAUAUUCUCUGUCUAUGUGUUUAACUAUCAUAAAAUGUUAAUGCAACAGUGUUGCUUGAAACAUUUUACUUGCAUUUAUAUGGUUUUUAUUUUUUGUAGAAUCAUUUUUUUGUGCUAUGAUCUGAUUCAUGAUGCAUCAUUCAUCCCAUAAAAGCAUUCCAAUCUCAGGCACUGUUGUGCAUCAGUUUUCAACAAAAAAGUAAAAGCCUUUACUUAUUUUCACAAGUAAAUAGUCUAAAUUCCAUCUGAUGCAAAAAUUCACAUGAAAUUGAAACAAAGUACUGGCACUAUGCUACCAUGAGCUCAAAUUAAAACCUGCUUUAGUGCUUUGUUGUCUUAAGAACCAACAUCAUUCAGUAGGUUUACAGUAAAUAGUUUGCCACCGUUGCCAGUCAAUGGUUCCUACAUCUUUCAAUAGUAUAUAUACUAAAGUUAUUAUUUUAAGCAUACAAAAUAUAUGCAUUUACUGUUGGUUUUUAUUAGCUGAGACCUAGCACUGAUUUGCGGAUGCAGGUCUGCUCUGAUUUUAUCAAAAUAGGGAGGGAAACCUGGAAGUAAAAGGUGCAAAGUAACGUGUUUAGCUGUUCUUCUAAUGUAGCGUUGAAAAAGACAGAGAUAGAGAGUGCGAUCAGAAGGUGCCCAUCCUCAACCUAGCGCUCCUUUUUGAAAUGGAAUCUGUCCUGUUAGUCUUUGCUUUCAAGAACGGACAGUAGACCCCAAGUAAGUUAAUCAUAAUGAAGUUAAAUUCAAUAUAAAAAAUAGCGUUGAGGUAUGUUGGCUUCUGUGAAGAACUACAUGGUAGAUGCAGCUAAGUACUAAUCUAUUGUUUUUGCGAACAUUCUACCAUAGAGUCCCAAUGCUAUAUUAAUGAGCUAAAAAUAAAGUUUUAAAUUUUCAGUACUCAUUGGAGUAUUUGUUUUCCUCAAAACUAAUGAAAAAUACAUUCCAUUUUUUUUUUUCUGUUUUAAUUUUUGAUGCAUUGAAAAAGUAAAUACAGAAAUUGCUGCAUAUGAAUUUUCCCAAGGGUUAAUGAGAACUUUUGAGAACUCCUGAGAACUUUUCAUGACUAAACAUGCUCCAAGGGAUAAUUAUUACCCUGGGUCUAUUUAUAGAUGCAUGCUCAUUUUUGUUGCAAUUGAUAUACAGGGUGUUCCGUUUUGACCUGCAAGACCUUUAUUUUUGCAACCGUUAGUUCAAGAUGUAUACUUCCAAUUGCAAAAAUGUUCAAAAUCAGAUGCAGAGUUAAGAUAUUAAAAGCUUGAAGUAAAAAUAAAAAUAAAUCAAAAAAUACAAAUUUUAGCUUUUUAUAUGGGCUCCAGGUCCCCUGACUUUUAUUUAGAGAAAUAAUCUCCAUUGAAAAAUAAUUCAAACACAAAAAGUUUGAAAUUAGUAUGACCAAUAUUCACUGAGAUAUGAAAUGCAACAUUUUGUGACUUACACCACUUUUCACUCACCGUCAACACCUUUUGGGAGAAAAUAUAGCGGUUAACAAGUGUUUAAAAUUAUAUGUAUGUAUAGAGUGGUUUUUCAAAUCGUUCGAGGUUUUGUAGUGUGUUUUUGCGUAUAACGGCAUAACAUUUGCAUUUAUUUUUGAACAGCAAUGAAAAAUAUUGACACCUUGUUUUUCUUACUUUGACAACCUGCCAUUAUUUUGAAAGGGCGAUACAUUCCAAUCUCAUCUUCUGUAUGGUCCCUUAAAAUUUUAAGCUGGAAUAUCUCCUUGAAUUUUGGUAGCACAAAUGUUAAGUUUUUUGUGUCGGUAAUAGUUUUCAAUGGAGGUUAUUUCUCUAAAUAUUAGUUAGGGGAUCUAGGGCCCGUAUAAAAAGUUAAAUUUUGUAUUUUUUGACUCAUUUUUAUUCUUGCUUCAUACUUUCAAUAUCAACUCAUCAUCUGAUUUUGAACAUUUUUGCAUUUGGAAGUACAGUUAACCCUUGUUUAUUGCGGUUAAUUCGUUCCCGGCUUUACCGCGAUAACUGAAUUUCUGCAAAGUAGGAUUCUGUAUUUAUAAACCAAAUAUUUUCCUAACUAGAGCGCAUAAACUUAAUUAGGACACUUUAAAUAUGUUUUUAACAGUUUGAGCCCUCUAGACACGAAACAGCACCCUUAGCCACCAUUACAUUUGCAUUACUAAAUAUAUUACACAAAAUAUGAGAAAAUGAGAUACAUUAGAUGUAAUAUAUAUCACGUAGUUAUUAUUGGGAAAUAAAGCUACAUACACACAUGUCCCCGUUCUUCUACAUUUAUCCUCAUUAAAGGUAUUCCGCAUACAACUUAAAAAGUUAGUACACUGUUGAACACCAUUUACAGAUUUAUUUAUCCUCUAGUGAUUUAUACUUUCCUGUUAUAGUGUUUAACGGUUAAAAUGAAAUAAUGAUUCGCUACACUUUCUUGGGUGAUUUUAUACCUACACUCCCUCAACUAGUACAACUACAGCCCCUCAGAAGAGCUUACCUUACUUCAAAGACAGACUUUGUUAUUCUUUUGUAGGAAAAAGUUUAUACGAAAGCAUAAAAACGGCUAAUUACUAUAUUUGAAAAAAAAAAAUGAAAAAACCGCAAUGUAGUGAAGCCGAAAAAAUCGAAGCACGAAGUAGCGAGGGACGACUGUAUACAUCUAGGUCUAACAGUUGUGAAAAUA
Molecule: messenger RNA, 6678 nt
Organism: Uloborus diversus
Lineage: Eukaryota; Metazoa; Arthropoda; Arachnida; Araneae; Uloboridae
Exons: 11
Coding region: 93-2366 (757 amino acids)
Source: RefSeq, a predicted model, not a curated record